AUGCCCACCACAACCGCUGUCUCCGCACCGGGGAAGGUGUUCUUGGCUGGUGGUUAUCUGGUAUUGGACCGGAAAUACACGGCAUUGGUAUUUGGGCUCAGUGCCCGUAUGAACGUGAUCGCUAAGAAGAUUGAGACCAGUCAGGGUGUUCAGCUUCAGGAGAUCGUGGUUGCCAGUCCCCAGUUCCUUGACUCUCAGUGGCGCUACGGAUAUCAUCUCGUUCCCGAACAGGGCGGUAUCUUGGUCACUCAGUUCCAGGUCGGCUCAAAAAUCAAUGCCAACCUAUUUGUUGAGACAACGCUCAGCUAUGCUCUGACAUAUAUCUCAUCCGUAGCCAAGUCGGGUCAAGGGCUGGCACCGGUACAACUCACGGUGUUGGCAGACAACGACUACUACUCACAACCCCACUCCAUGACAGGCACAGAGAAAAACCCGACCCGGUUCGCGAAAUUCCCCACGCCCCUCAAGGAAGCGAACAAGACGGGACUCGGAUCGUCGGCUGCUCUCGUGACAUCUGUGACUGCUGCGUUACUCACUCACUAUCUCCCUACGACGUUGUUCGAUUUGUCAACGGAGGAAGGCAAGAGAGUGUUGCACAACCUCGCUCAAGCCGCCCACUGUGCUGCGCAAGGCAAGGUUGGCUCAGGCUUCGAUAUCGCAGCAGCUGUCUACGGAAGCUGCCUGUAUCGCCGAUUCAGCCCUUCUCUCCUGCAGAAUCUGCCCGCACCUGGUGCGCCAGGGUUUGCGCCGGCUCUGACUAAGCUCGUAUCCAGCCCGGAAUGGGACUACGAGAUCACCAAGGAGGGCAUUACGAUCCCGCCGGGUGUGGCGUUGCGCAUGUGUGAUGUGGACUGUGGCAGCCAGACCGUGGGGAUGGUGAAGAAGGUUCUCGCGUGGCGGGAGAAGGAUCCCGCAGGAUCGAAGAAAAUCUGUGAUGCCCUGCAGGAGAGGAAUGUGGCUUUGGGAAGCAUUCUUGCCAAAGGCAAAAUAGACGAGAUCGUCUCCGCGGUUGGCAAGAUCCGUGAGCUUAUCCGUGCCAUGGGCACUGAGAGUGGCGUGCCGAUUGAACCCGAGAGCCAGACCGCACUCCUUGAUGCUCUGAAGGAGAUUGAGGGCGUCCACAAUGGAGUCGUGCCCGGCGCCGGAGGCUUUGAUGCGGUUACAUUGUUGAUGAACGAUGACGAGGCAACUGAGCAGAGGGUGAAAGAAUAUUUGAAAGGUUGGAGCAAGGAGCAUAAUGAAAAUGUUAGAUUGCUGGCUGUAAAAGGUGAAAUGGAAGGAGUUAGGCCUGAAGGAUUGUCAGAGUACAAGGGUUGGCUGCCAUGA
Molecule: messenger RNA, 1326 nt
Organism: Truncatella angustata
Lineage: Eukaryota; Fungi; Ascomycota; Sordariomycetes; Amphisphaeriales; Sporocadaceae
Product: phosphomevalonate kinase
Exons: 2
Coding region: 1-1326 (441 amino acids)
Biological process (GO): ergosterol biosynthetic process; isopentenyl diphosphate biosynthetic process, mevalonate pathway
Cellular component (GO): peroxisome
Molecular function (GO): phosphomevalonate kinase activity; ATP binding
Source: RefSeq, a predicted model, not a curated record